AACCAAACAAUGUUGAUUAUGCCUUCGUUUUAGAUGUAGUUAAUUCUAUGUCAAAUGUGUUUGAUGAUGAAAAAGCAAGAAAGGAAGAAUUUAAGAGAUUAUUUAGAGAACAUUACAAUAUCAGUUUUAAUGACUAUGUAGGUGAGAAGAUGAUAACUGAUGGCACUUCCUUUAGUAAAGGUGGCAUGUAUAUGAUGAGUAAUCUAGAAGUGAAACCAGAAUUGGGUGUUGGAUGUUGCUGCCCAUAUAACCAAGGCAAUGUAUACUAUGCAAAGCACAUUGCAAAUCUUCCAAUACAAAAUAUUUAUAAAACUCAAUUACCAUGUUUCUUACUAUAUCUCACAGAAGCACAUAAAACCUGUGCUGAUUUGGGCAUUGCACCUAAACCUUUUGGAUAUGAACAGGUUCCAGGAGGAUGGAAAGUAGUUGUAAUGGAAUUUUUGGAUGAUUAUGAACCUUUAACUUUACAUGAAACUACUGAAGUUAAAAAUGCUGUUAAAGAAGCAGUUAUAAAGAUGCAUAAUGCAGGAUUUGUGCAUGGUGAUUUAAGAUGUGAAAAUAUCCUCUGUAGGAAGAAACAAAGAAUUGAUGAUAAUAAUGACCAAGUAGAUAUUGUAAUUGUAGAUUUUGAUUGGGCUGGUGGAGUUGAACAAAAAACAACCAUCUAUACUUCAUUCCUUAAUCCUGAAAUUAUGAGACAUGGCAAUGCUUGUGCUGGGCACCAGAUUCUACAAGAACAUGACAAUUAUAUG
Entrophospora candida is the source of this 752-nucleotide messenger RNA. Lineage: Eukaryota; Fungi; Glomeromycota; Glomeromycetes; Entrophosporales; Entrophosporaceae. The record is from the annotation of a GenBank genome assembly.